Molecule: messenger RNA, 4738 nt
Organism: Oncorhynchus mykiss (rainbow trout)
Lineage: Eukaryota; Metazoa; Chordata; Actinopteri; Salmoniformes; Salmonidae
Biological process (GO): animal organ development; immune response
Cellular component (GO): membrane
Molecular function (GO): death receptor binding; tumor necrosis factor receptor binding; death receptor agonist activity
Source: RefSeq, a predicted model, not a curated record
UACUGUACCGUCCCCCUGCCUUGAUGUGGAUGGAGAUAACUGUCGAUGUGCGAACGUUUGAGCAUCAGACAGCUCAGGUUAGGGCCAUAGCAUCAUAGACAAAAGCCUAGUAUGCUGAAUUAGCAACGACUGAAAGAGUAUUUAGACAUGGCACCUAAAUCUAUGUCUGAAAAGUUUGCACACAUAGAGGAGAUUGACUUGAAAGAGACUACUUGCAUUUGCAGGAAACAUUGUAAUAACUGUCAAAUCUUCCUGGGAUUCUUCGUCUUAUCCCUUUCAUUGCAUCUAGUAACGCUUUUCUGUUAUUUGGACCUGAGAUCGGAGGUGAAACGCGAGAUUCUCCAGAAGAACAGAGAGGAGACAGUGUCACCGGCCGCAGACGAUAUGAAUGACCGAUAUUCUCCAGUAUUCCAGCUGUUGGAUAUCAGCUACCCAACUGAUCUACAGCCACAGAAUAGAUUGCCUCUGGGGAACAGUGAGGAAAACUCUCACCUCACAGAAGACAGAGAAAAUGCCGUCCAUCGCACCAAAAGGAGCCAGCAGAAUAAACGACUUGAUUCAGAAUCACAUGGAAACAAACGGAAAGAAAGGAAGAAAGGCAAGAAAGGCCCUCCGGGUGCACCUGGCCCCCCAGGCCCUCCAGGGCCACAGGGGCCACCAGGUAUUCCUGGCAUCCCAGGUAUCCCUGGGAACAACGCCAUGGGUCCCUCAGGACCACCCGGACCGCCAGGCCCUGCUGGACCCCCAGGGCCACAGGGACCCCCUGGUCUUCAAGGACCCUCAGGGGGCAGAGUCAGAGAUAGCCAGCCUGCUGUGGUACAUCUCCAAGGCCAGGAAACAACAAUACAGGUCAAGGAAGAUCUUUCAGAAGGCGUACUGAGAAACUGGAAAAUGAUAUCCAUGCAUCACAAGGUGUUCAAGAUGCACUCGCGGUCUGGGGAGCUAGAGGUGCUGGUAGAUGGUACCUACUUCAUCUAUAGUCAGGUAGAAGUUUACUACCUCAACUUCACUGACAUUGCUAGCUAUGAGGUGAUGGUGGACAAGACGCCGUUCCUGCGCUGUACACGGAGCAUCGAGACUGGACAGCGCAAGUUCAACACCUGCUACACGGCUGGGGUGUGUCUGCUGCGUGCCCGGCAGAAGAUCUCCAUCAGGAUGGUGUACGAGGACACCUCCAUUAGCAUGACCAACCACACCACCUUCCUGGGGAGCAUCCGACUUGGGGAGGCCCCCCCAGCCAGCCACUCCUGAAGAAGCAGACACAGGCCCACCAAACUGACUGUCAAAUCAGGACCCAACCCUCAACCAGCCCCAACCCUCAACCACCAUAUCCAUCUAUGGUUUGUGGGAGACUCCACCGACUCUACUCUGCCUCUGCAACCAUCACCACCAUCUAUCACAUAUUGACCAAUGAGGAGAUGAGAAGGCCCACCUACUCCUGAGUUGACAUGUACAGUACAUACAGUAUCCACCCUCAGGCUGGGCCAAGCCCCAUCCUCAGGCUACUACUGAGCUGAUAGGUCCCACCCUACCUGAUAUUAGGGUGUAAUGGUAUAAUGAUAUUAACCCACUGCCUGUUAUCUCUGAGUGGAAGAUUCUUUCCAAAGAGUGAUGAUGACUCUGAUCUUCGGUGCUGAUUAUGGACAAAUAUGCACCCAACUUGUCAAGCAUUAAGAAAGGGAGGAGUUGCUGAUUUUUUGGGAAGAAAAAUACAUUAGGCUUUAAUUCUAGAAUAGUGCAUUUAUAGGGAAUAACUUGGUUUCCCUGAUCAUAACAUGCUUGAGAAACCAAGGUUGACAGGAGUCAUUCAAGUCUCCACUAAAAUAACUCUCUGUCAUGACAAAGUACAUAAAACACCUGUUAUACAUUAUUAAACAAAUGUAGAAUGCUUGUUUUUAUCUACCAAACUAAACAUAUUUGGAGAAGUGAAUGUGAUUGUUGGUGUGGUAUCAAUCCACUGAGUCAUAUAGGUCGUUAGCUAACAUGGGUACAUACUGUCAAAGCGUUUGAACACAAUAUAGAAAUACAAUGUGUGAGAGUUCUCUGAUGAAUUGAACAUGCACAGCUGAAGCACAAACAUUUCUCUGUUAGAAUGUGCACUGAUUAAAACAAAUGAUUGAUCUGUAGGCAAAUAUCUCUCUCUCUCUACCUCUCUCUCUCUUUCUCUCUCUCUCUGUUAAAUAACAAGGUCUUUAUGGAUGUUUCUUUUAGGUUUGAAAUGAAGUUGUUUGUCAAAUAUGGAAUCACAUGACCUAAAAUGACAUUCUUCAUGUUACUAUGUUGACCGUUCAUGAUCCCAAGGCUUGUCAUGGACACCAUUUAUAUUUCUUUGCUUUAUUUAGUUCUGCUUUGGUUUGUUUGAAAUAACCAAUUCACUUGUCAUUCCCUUUGAGCUGAACCAGUCAUGUCCUGUUUCUGGAAGGCCAGUUGUGUUUCAGUUUUUCUCAGAAGAAUUUUGUCUUUCCAUAUACAUAGGCAGCUUGAAUCUUUUGUGAAUAUCACACACAGUCAAAACAUUUUUCAGCAUAUAACUCCUUUGCGUGUUCAUGUUUAUAUGUGAGUGGACACAUUAGUCUUUAAGGAAGCAUUUAAGGGCACAGAUUAUCUGUCAACAUUACAGUUUCUGGAUGUUUAUGAAACUGCUCUGCACUGUGCAUGUAUUAUAAAUAUUACAGGGUUUGGUCAAUCACCAUGCAGUCAACCUUCUGGAAAAUUGGUGACAAAAGCAGAAUCAUGUCCAGUUGUUUUUAAUUAGUUUGAUAACCGUUAUGGAAGGAAAGAUAGAUCAGACCAUUACCCAGGGAAGUUCAAGUGUAUUACUUUUCUGUUAUUAUAGAAAUUCUACAUCAUCCAUAAUGUCUGCAAUAAGAGUUGGUAUCAAACAUUACAACUUUCAGUUGAGAAACCUGACAAAAAGGGCAGUGAGUGUACCAUGUUCUUGUAGUAUUACUUUAGUUGUGUAGCAAUCAGAAUUAGUUUGGUUCAAUUCAGUGCUUAUUCAGUGUUCAUUCUCCAAUUCAUGCUUUGUGAUUCAAUUCAAUGCCUAAGUCAAGUUGAGUCAAGAUAGAAUUGUCCCAAACUCUGGUAGCUAUAGUCCUUUUAAUUCAAACACUGUUUAGUUUAAGUGUUUCAAUACAUUGUGGUAUGUAUUGUGAUAUGAAUUAUUUGGAUUGUUUGUAGGUAAAUAGGGUAUAAUUGUUUCCCUGCUUUGUUGACUAAUAUGUACAUUUGUAUACUCUGUUGUGAUUGUAAAUAUGUAUAUAAAAUAGAAUUCUGUUUUUGUAAAUUGUAUUGAUUUAUAUUAUUAUUAUUAUUUUAAUUCACAGUUGUUAUAUAACAUAGUAUUAUGUAACAACACUUAUGGCAGUUGUUAAAAGAAAGAAGUGAAAAGAAGAUCCUACUGUAUUUAUCUACUGGGGUAUAUAUUAACAUACUAAGGUAUAUAUUGCUUCUUUAAAAUACAGCAAAUAUACUCUAUGCAGCUUACAACAAGAUACUUUCAGCAGGUUUGUUGCAGGCUAGAUGCUGUUUCCUUUCCACCCAUGGGGGCCAUGGACAUACUUAGUGUGACUGUGUAAGCGUAACCUCAAUCAACCAGCGUUAAACAACACACUCCUUUUCACCUCAUUUAUGACUAUAUUUACGUAACAAAAGGCACAUCUCAAUAGGUGGUCCAGGUAUCCUCAUGACCUGGCGCUGUUGCGCUAUUGUUCUUGCAAGCACGGGGGAAAGCCGAUGAAAUCAGAGUGCAACUCCUUGAAUGGCCAACUCCUGUUUUUCAACAGGAAAAGUUCAAAAAUAGCUGGAGUCCAUCUUUGACACGUGUUUUUUGUCAUCUGAUAAAGAUGAUACAAUCACGCUCUGAUUGAGACAGUAGAUGUGGAUUCUAUGUCUCUGGAAAGUCCAUCCUUCUGUUUCACCACUACCAGAAAUUCUAAACUGUAUUGUCUUUCCACAGAGUUAGACUGGGCUGGGGCCUCCCUUUACUUGUCUGCAGAUCAAGGACAGUGAAGGAACUGUUCACAUCGUUAAAUUAAGCAGCAAAGGAAGAAGAAUGCGUUGAAGUACAGCGUAAUGCCAGCCUGUCUAAUGGCAACUAUGGAGCCAUUACUGGAGCCACAUUUUGUUGAUGUACAGUGCCCCCUUUCGGUAAGAAAUCAUAUUCAGAAAAGUUUAGAAACAGAGAGGACUCAUUAUUUAAAUGUAAUAAAUAAACACACUUGGGGCAUAGGAGCAUGUAUUUGAGUACCAUCUCUAAAAUAUGAAUAUUUGGUAAAAAUGCAAUAAUGAUUGAAACUCACUAUUGACUUUGGAACCCUGAUUUGAUAUGGGAAGAACCAAAAUAUAGGACGAUUCGACAUUUUUGUCAGGUCAUUUUGAAGGAAAUUAAAAUCAAUGCCUAUUUGCUCUUAUCAGUUGUAAAUGUGCCCUUUUAGCAAAGACUUCAAACGUCUGCCUCUCCAACACCCAAUACACACUAUCUGUAAUUUUGUGUGUGUAGGCUAUACUCUCAUUCCUUUGGUGGAUUCCAGGAAUAAGCAUUCUAAGAAGAAUGAACAGAGGAACAGGAAGGGCAAGCCUUUGCAUGCCAGUUCACACCUCAAAAUUCACCUUUCAUAAACAUGAACGAUUUCUCACCUCUCAAGACUCCUAACACCGAAUCCAAAGCUGGGGAUCCAACAAAAGGAAGGAUUUGCUUUGGGGUAGAAUAGUUCUCACCUGGUUCUCACAGCAGAAA